GUCAAAAGUCUUGAAAAAAAUUCCCUAAGAUUAUUCUAAGCUAUUUGGAGUAUCAGUAUGGCAGUGGCUAAGCUGACCAUGACUUGUUUUUAGUUGCCUAUGGACACUGGACAGAAGAAGAGAUUUUGCGUCUCAUCAAAGGAGUGGUGUACACCUGGAACAAAACGCCUGCUCAAAACCACUCCCAUUACACCAAUGGCAUUAACUGGAUGAAAGUAUUCCUUUUUGUUAGAACACGCACGCCUAGAACCUGCUGCAAUGCAUAUGUCAGGUUUGCAAAGCAAGCUUUGCAUAUGCAUCACUACAAGCUGAAGCACCCAGAUGCUGAGGAUCUCCCAAAGUGGACAUCUAAUCAUGAAUUGAUGCUGAUUAAAGAGAUGAUCAGAUCCCCUGCCAAUACGCUGGUGGUGAUGGACUUCAGGUCAAUGAUGGCCCUACCGGAGUUUGAAGGCUUCAGUGACAGCUACCUGAUGCGCAUGGCGCGUGAUGCUAUUGCUGCCUGGGUGCCUCUUCCGCAGCGGCGCAACCUCGACGACUCGCUGGACUACCUAGCUACUAACAUCCUGCCAAAGCUCGAGCGCAAGCUUGACAACCACUCCAGAGUGUUGAAGCAGAUUAAUCUCUACCGAAGUGCCAAGCUUGCAGACGCCAUACCCGAGUAUCUCGACGAACACAUCAAGCGAAUGUUCGCUACUGUGCCGCUGCAUCAGCUUGACAUCACUGAGCCUGAUGUCGAGGAUCCGGACCUUGAGGAUCCUAACCUCCUGGAUGGCUUGGAUGAUGACGACCUCAAGUUAAAGAAAGAAGAUUGCGAUUUGUUUGGUGAUGAUGACCUCGAGUUGCAGAAAGAUGAUUGCGAGUUGUACGAAGAUGAUGACUUCGAGUUGGGCGAAAGCGAACACCCCUAGGAUGAGGGAUCGCGAGUUGUAUGAUGACAUUGUUUUACGUCAUCCUACGACCAAUGGGAUGGUGAUAAUGAUGUCAAGUUGGAAGAGUUGGAUGAGUGUGAUGAUGAGUCGAACGGUGAUGACCCCGAGUUGGAAGAUGAUGACCUCGAGUAAGAUGAGGGUGAUGGCUACGAUGACCACCACGAUCACAACUUACGAUGACGGUUGAAGAAUUUAACUCUCUCUUAAUGAAAUAAUGAUAACUCCAACAUCAGAGACUUAACUGUGCAUCAAAAGCUCAUGUGCCUGGUUUGUGUUCAAGAAAGUCAGUACCAAAUGUUCUCAAAUGUGAUAAGGUUGGUAAAUAUCAUGCCAAAUUCCAUCAUGUUCUUUUGUUCUACUAUCCAUUCUUCAUACAUGUCCCUCAUGUAUUGAUGCCUUCCAUAGGAAAAUGCAUUUACUGCAAUAAUUCGUGGUUGUUGAUUACAUAUAAGUGUAUACCUAUAUUCGUACCGCGUCAGGCCUUUAUGCUGUUUGAUGCCAUAGUUCCUUGCUAAGUUGCAUCAUUGAUGCGGAAAUUUUGUACCAUGUAACACCGGAAGUUCUGUAUCGUUUUGCAUCGCACAUUUCAUUUUGAAAUUCCAUAACUUGUCAGUUAGCAUGGAAGUUGGGCAACAGAUGCCGUAAUAUUUCCAAUUUGGGAGAUUUGCAUUUAAAAUAUAAGGUUGAUUACAGUUUGCAUUUCCGUUGGAAUGACAAA
Molecule: messenger RNA, 1647 nt
Organism: Hyalella azteca
Lineage: Eukaryota; Metazoa; Arthropoda; Malacostraca; Amphipoda; Hyalellidae
Exons: 4
Coding region: 210-908 (232 amino acids)
Source: RefSeq, a predicted model, not a curated record